Molecule: messenger RNA, 2599 nt
Organism: Heterocephalus glaber (naked mole-rat)
Lineage: Eukaryota; Metazoa; Chordata; Mammalia; Rodentia; Bathyergidae
Gene: C1qtnf12
Product: C1q and TNF related 12
Biological process (GO): negative regulation of gluconeogenesis; positive regulation of insulin receptor signaling pathway; positive regulation of D-glucose import across plasma membrane
Molecular function (GO): hormone activity
Source: RefSeq, a predicted model, not a curated record
CACCCUGCUCCAGCAGCCUCCUGCUGUACCCCUGGGAAAACACCCCCAGGCUGGCCUUUGGGAUUUUAUUACGAAGCCUCUGGGAGCAGCAAAGUUUAUGCCCUUUUCCCUGCUAAGGGUCCCUGCGGGAGCCAUUGCUCCAGGGCCUGGCAGGAUCUGCACUGGGGGCUGGAUGAGCAGAGCCUGUAGCCCAGUAUGCGCCUCCUCUCCAAGGGUCUAGAAUCUGGGGUGCCAGUGAGGCUGGUGUAGGACUUUGGGGAUAGUCUGGGGCACUGAGGCCAGAGAGCUGAGGGCUUCUGUGGAGUCCACCCCUGUGGGACAGAGGUGGAGUCCUCUGCAGCACUCUGCCGUCGGGUCAGAAGGUUAGGCCCCACGUGUGAGGAGGCCUGGCAGCCCUGGGCAGGGCCUCCUUAGGCUCUUGCCCAACUGCCCCUGCCCUGAGCCACACCCGUGGGGUGCACUUCACAUUUAGAAGUCACCCGUUGGAGUUCUAGGGCCGGGUUUGUUGGGGGUGUGCCUCACUACCCCAUCAUCUACAUCUGGCCCAACAGUGACACUGGGGCCUCUGCUAUCCCUAGAGGUGACACCUAGACCGGCUGGGUGGGUGCCCCUGGGGAGCCUCCUGCCCCACCUCUGUCCUGGGGAGCUCUGGCUGCGGAUGUGGUCUGGGGUGGGGUCUCCUGCCUGGCCACCUUCACCUUCCUUGAGUGCUGGAGUUAGGCUGGGUCAGGAGCUUUGCUGUCUGCCAGAACCCAGACGGCUGGGACCAAUGUGCCCACCUCACUUUGUGGGCUGCCACAGCCACUGGCCAUCCUUAGCCUCAGCUCGUACUAACUGAGGGGGCAGCCCCUGGAGGACCCCUACCUAUUGCCGCCGAGCCAGUAGGGCCUGCAGGCUUUGCUGGACCAGCUGACCCGAAUGCGGCCUGGCAGGGGUUAGGAACCUGGGAGCCCCCUCUGGGGACUGCUGCUGUCCCACCCAUCUGGGGGAAGAGAACCCUGGUGGCCAGGGACUGGGGAGCAGGACACCCUGCAGUGUGCAUUCACCAGGGCUCCGGCCCAUGCUGAGCUUCUGGGGACAGGUCUGAGGUUCUUUGCUCUUGGGGAGCGGAGGGGUCCAGCUGGGCCGCUUGUGUCCGGCUGACAUCUGUCCUUGCUGGAUGGGCCUGAGUGCAGCUGCGCUCUCGGGGGCCUGUAUUGGGUGCUGCAGCCCGGCAGGGGCAGGCGGGUCGCUGAGGCGGCUGGAGCUGUGUGCCCAACUGAAGCUCUGGGGGAGCCUGGGCCACCGUCCUGGGAAGGAAGUCCUGGAGGCGGGGCGGGGCGGCCCCUCCUGGUCAUCCCCUCCGCCCCGCCCCGCUCGGCUCAAAUGAGGGGCGCGGGUGGGCCCUGUGAGCCCUCCCCUCAGGGCUCCCAAGGCUCAUUUGGCCACGCCUGGGGAGCGCUCUGCAGUGAAAGCCCGCACGGGAGCGCUCCUCCGCGCUGGUGCCGGGCCCGCAGACAUGCAAGCCAGCGCGGGGGCUCUGAGGCCGCCGCCCCCAUGAGAGCUCCCGGGCGCUGAGCCGCACGAGCCAUGCAGCCCUGGGCCCCGGCGGUGGCUGUGGUCCUCCUGUGGCCCCAGCUCGCGCUGCUCGGGGUUGGGGCGCGGCGGGAGCCCAAGAGGCCGCGCCCGCCCGGCCAGCGCGCAGAGUCCCCCAACACCACGGCGUCAGACAGCGAGGGGCUGCCAGGCUCCGCCAAGCCGCCGGAGGCCUCGGGCCCUGAGCUCUCAGAUGCCCACAUGACAUGGCUGAACUUUGUCCGUCGGCCAGAUGACAGCGCUUCCAAGCGCCGGUGCCGGUGCCGGGACAAGAAGUUGCGAGGCCUCUUGGGGCCCCCAGGACCGCCUGGGCCCCCUGGGCCCCCCGGCCCCCCUGGUGUGGAAGUCACCCCAGAGGCCCUGCUGCAGGAGUUUCAGGAGAUGCUGAGAGAGGCCACAGAGCGAAGGUUCUCGGCACUGCUGGACGCAUGGCUGCCGCAGGUGAGUGGCCGGCGACUGGUGGUCGAGGCCUUCCACUGCCGGCUGAAUGCCCCCGUGCUGGUGGACCAGAGGACCCUGAUGGAGAUACGGGGCUUCCAGGCUCCCGCCGCCCAGGGCGCCUUCCUGAGGGGGUCCGGACUGAGCCUGGCCUCUGGCCGAUUCACAGCCCCCACCUCUGCCAUCUUCCAGUUCUCUGCCAGCCUUCAUGUGGACCGCAGUGCACUGCAGGGCAGGGCCCAGCUGAGAGCCCGGGACACUGUGCGUGUCCUCAUCUGCAUCGAGUCCUUGUGCCAGCGCUACACGUCCCUGGAGGCCGUCUCAGGCCUGGAGAGCAAUAGCAGGGUCUUCACAGCACAGGUGCAAGGGUUGCUGCAGCUGCAGGCUGGACAGUACGCCUCUGUGUUUGUGGACAAUGGCUCUGGGGCGGCCCUCACCAUCCAGGGGGGCUCCACCUUCUCUGGGUUGCUCCUGGGUACAUGAGGGCACUGGAGAGGAACCACCGGCUGCCUCAGGGAGGAGGCAAAGAGGAUCCCCGUGUUGACACCUGUGAUUGCAACAAUAAAGAGCCCCAACCCUCCCUGUU